UGUUUGACAAGCCUGGGACAAAUGCAUUUGUAAUCAAUUCCAUACAGUAUAUGGCUGGGAAACCACGGACUAUGUACUUAGACGAAACCAGAUGCCCUAAGCAAGAAUACGGAAUUCGAUCCUUCAGAGUCUUUUUUUUCACAGUUUGAUUCUAGCUUAGAAUUCCGCUGGUACUUGACAAGAAAGAAAACGUAUGUGCAUAGAUAUACUUUCGUUAUAAGAAAAAGCCAGCUUAAAGUGGUUUGAUUGAAAGUAACUUAGGUUUUAGUGAAAAUAAGAAUGUCUAAAAGGAGUUAAGUUUUGGCUAUAUCACAUUUUAAAGAUAACCAUGGACGGUUUUAAGCAUCUCGGCUGGAUUGAGAAGCUUUUUUUGUAUACAGUGAAACACGUAUAAAGCAUCGCAAACGAUACGAACUUUCUGUGCUGUUUGACUGUAAAAUGGGUUGGUUGCUCAAUUCAACAUCAGCCAUGCAAGACGCUAUAGAGGGAGAUUUCCUGGGAAUGUUUCCAAACGCUCCGUAUGACAGAACUUUCAUUACCAACAGGACAAACCAGUCAUGGAGCGACCUGCUUAAAUACCUGGACUUGGAUAAAUCCGAUUUUUUUGUAGACGGAUCAGCAGCCGUAAGAAUAUUCAUAUCUAUUGUUUACUCUGUCGUCUGUGCUUUGGGGCUCGUUGGCAAUAUACUUGUUAUGUACCUCAUGAAAUCCAAACAAGGAUGGAAGAAAUCCUCGAUUAACCUGUUCGUGACCAGCCUUGCAGUGACAGACUUCCAGUUUGUUUUGACUUUACCGUUCUGGGCUGUAGAAAAUGCGCUAGAUUUCACUUGGCUUUUUGGCAAAGCCAUGUGCAAGAUUGUGUCUUAUGUGACUGCAAUGAACAUGUAUGCAAGCGUGUUCUUUUUGACUGCUAUGAGUGUGACCAGAUACUGGUCCGUAGCAUCUGCACUGAAGAGUAGAAGGAGAUCCCCUGGCUGUUAUGCAAAAUGGAUGAGUAUCCUUAUCUGGAUUUCGGCUAUCCUGGCCGCGUUGCCUCAUGCUAUAUUUUCUACAACGUCUACAGUGUCAGAUGAAGAGCUGUGCUUAGUAAAGUUUCCCGACCAAAAUGACUCUGCCCAGUUCUGGUUGGGACUUUACCACGCUCAGAAAGUAAUGCUAGGAUUUGUCAUUCCUUUAUUCAUCAUUACCGUGUGCUACCUGCUGUUGCUGCGCUUUAUCACCAACAAAAACGUUAACACCUCCAGUACAAAAAGAAGAUCCAAAGUGACAAAGUCUGUAACUAUCGUUGUCCUUUCUUUUUUUCUUUGCUGGCUGCCGAACCAAGCUUUGACUGCGUGGGGUAUCCUGGUCAAGCUCAACGUGGUCCAUUUCAGCUACGAGUACUACACAACCCAAGCUUACAUCUUCCCCAUAACUGUGUGUCUGGCACACUCCAAUAGCUGCCUCAAUCCCAUUCUGUACUGCUUAAUGAGAAGGGAGUUCAGAAAGGCGCUGAGAAAACUGUUCUGGAAGAUCACUUCUCCCACUGUUACCAAUAUGCGACCAUUCACUGCCACCACAAAGCCAGAGCAGGAUGAUCAGGGGAAUGCGCUGGUCCCUUUGACCGCGGCGGGACUGGGGAUCGUAUUCUAUCCACCAGGAGCUGCCAUCUACAACGGGAGGUACGAUAUGCUCCCGAACAGUACCACAGAGCAACGUCGGUAUUAGCUUGUUAAGUCAGUCGGCAAUUUUGAAUGGACAGUGAAAGUUUAUUAAAUGAAAUAAACCGAAGUAUAAACUGCAAUUUGAUCCAUCUUUCUACUUGGUCGACCAAAACCAGGUGCUUAAUGUUAAAGUAUGAUUUUCUAAUACAUAUUGCAAAUCCCCAUACAAAUAAACAAACAAACAAAUAAAUAAAUAAAUACAAAUACAGUCCGGGUAUUGAUCGUCAAUGA
Messenger RNA from Polyodon spathula (Mississippi paddlefish), 1934 nucleotides. It is a transcript of the gene rxfp3, whose product is annotated as relaxin family peptide receptor 3. The transcript has a single exon. The record is from RefSeq and is a predicted model, not a curated record. Gene Ontology annotation, molecular function: G protein-coupled receptor activity. The coding region runs from base 439 to 1707 and encodes 422 amino acids. Gene Ontology annotation, cellular component: membrane. Gene Ontology annotation, biological process: G protein-coupled receptor signaling pathway; immune response. NCBI's taxonomy places the organism in Eukaryota, Metazoa, Chordata, Actinopteri, Acipenseriformes, Polyodontidae.